CCAUUUAUAUCUUUUUCCGGUGUAAACAAAAUUGUAACACUACACUAAUCACAAUGCAUUUUCUGCCUCAUGUAAGAUGGAAUUUCGUGAUGUUCACAGUGAUUUCGUGUUUUAUACUUCACUAUGAAAAUUCAGCAGCCAGUAAUCUGAAAUGUGAAGACCUGCUGAUGGGACAGUACUACUGUAAAGAACCACUUAUAGAUGCGGAAACCCAGGCAGAGGUUAACUGUGAAUCAAAGACAAAAACUACACCUACAGAAUGCAUCAUAGCCGAAGGCAUCAAAUGUAUUCCACAGCAUUCAGAAACUCCUUACACCUUCAAUGGAACUGAAGUUGGUUUUUACAGACAUGUGCCGUGCAGAUGGACUAAUGGAUAUAACUUUGAGACUGCUUUGCUUCUGUCUGUAUUCCUAGGGAUGUUUGGUGUAGACAGAUUUUAUCUUGGAUACCCUGCAAUUGGACUUCUGAAAUUUUCUACUUUAGGCUUCUUUUUCCUAGGACAAUUGAUUGAUAUAUUGCUGAUAGCUCUGCAGGUGGUGAAACCCUCAGAUGGAUCUGAAUACAUCAUGAACUACUUUGGUGUUGGAUUGACUCGGAUUCAGACAAAUAAUGAUACUUACAUCAAACCAGAUGAAUCCUGGAAUAUAUCAUAAAAAAUAAUUAAAUCAUUGUUAUACAUAUAUUUUUUUUAUGAGUUAAGAUUUAAGUCAUCUUAUCAUCCCCAUUUUUUACAUUUUUUAACAUGUAUGUAAUUGGUUGGCUUUCACAGUUGUUUUUCUCUUCAUCCUCUUAAAAUUCUUUGCUGUAAAUCAAUGUAGUGUGUAUAGUAUAUAUUUAUUAUCUCUGCAAUGAUGUUUUUUAAUGUACUGUAAACAAAGAUUUUUCACAAGUUUUACUCACAAUUUUUCAGUUUGUAAUAAAUCAGUGACUAGUAAAUCAUUCUAAAAAAUACACAAAUGAAUUAUUCAUUGCUAUAAAAUAUUGUAGUAAUACCUGCAAUUAUUUUUUUCUUUCCUAGCAUAUAGAAGUUUGUACACAAUACUGGUGAUUACUUGGGGUUCGACCUGAAAGCAACUAGAAAUAGCCAUAAUCUUUCAAUCAAAGUAUGUCUUAAAUUACCAGUAAUUUACAGUUCAUGCUCACGUGACUUUGUGAGCCUUUACAUACACGUAAUUGAUGUUUUAUAUAUUUUUUGCCAUAUUAGAUGUGAUUAUUUCACAGUGGUUUAACUUACGAGG
Molecule: messenger RNA, 1238 nt
Organism: Saccostrea cuccullata (small rock oyster)
Lineage: Eukaryota; Metazoa; Mollusca; Bivalvia; Ostreida; Ostreidae
Product: TM2 domain-containing protein CG10795-like
Exons: 2
Coding region: 54-653 (199 amino acids)
Source: RefSeq, a predicted model, not a curated record